UUUGCCGAUCAGCGUUGUGGUAAGGAUGGCGGCGGAUCGGGUAGCCAACGGGAUGCAGGGAGGUAGCGGUGAAAGCAACUCGCCAGGAGCGGCAAAUGUGGGAUCGAGGGACGAGUGGGUUCGUCUGAACGUCGGAGGGACCGUGUUUCUCACGACCAAGACCACACUCUGCAGGGAGAAGAGCGGUUUCCUGGCACGGCUCUGCCAGGACGACCCAGACCUUCCCUCUCUCAAGGACGAGACUGGAGCCUAUCUAAUUGACAGGGACCCGCGCUAUUUUCCCCCCAUUCUCAACUACCUCAGACACGGGCGGCUCAUCAUCGACGGAGGAAUAUCGGAAGAGGGCGUGGCAGAAGAGGCGGAGUUUUACAACCUCUCGACACUCACGGCGGUCAUUAAGGAGAAGAGCAAAUUGAGGGUUUCUGAGUUCAAGAGUGAUCAGAAACAGGUGUACCGGGUACUCCACUGCCAGGAAGGAGAGCUGACCCAAAUGCUCUCAACUCUCUCUGACGGCUGGAAAAUGACACAGUUAGUGAACAUAGGCUCUCAGUAUUCGUACAGCAGUGAUGACCAGUCAGAAUUCCUUGUGGUAGUCUCGCGGGAAUUCGACGAGCCUCCAAGAUCCAACACCAAACCCACCACAAAGGAAAAGGCUCUGCAGCUCUCAGGUUCACGGAUGUGAAUUUGAAAAUUUAUACCAUCUUUGACUAUACAAUAAUUUCUUACACUUUUUCCUUUGUAAAAAUGAUAAUAACGAUAAAAAGAGCAGUGCAAAUAAUUUUAGCUACAGAGAGACAUUUUGACAUGAUGAUGGGUGUCCUGUACACAAGUCCGCACAACAUGAACAAAAAGUGCAAAUAAUCUACAGAAUCUUGUUGCAUCAAUCAGAUAAAGUAUAAUAUGAUACAAUCAUGAAGAUGUACACAAAGACACUACACAUAUAUGUGAGGGAAGACAUACAUACAGACGGAGUCAAAGCACUACAUAACAAUGACAUCAUCACUAUAACAGGGGGACCACGAGGGGUUAAAUCACACAAACAGUCACAUUGGCUUUACACAUGCCGAGGGUGGGGGGAGGGGAAACAUUCACAAAAUACGGCAAAGAGAAGAUAAAAUUCUUGGUGGUUUUCGUAGUGUCAGUCACGAUGAUGAAUAUAUACUACAAGUCGAAAAGGUCUCCUAUACCUUCAGUCACGUCCAGUCCAAAGUUAAAAUCCCCAUCUUGAAGUGGGGGAGAGAGCGACUCGAAACUGGCGAGGCUCGGGAGUAGCACGCCGGGGUCUAGCUGCCCUAGUCCGCUCAGGAGACAGUCCAGGUCGUCCGGUGCCGCGUCGGCUAUCGAACUG
Messenger RNA from Geodia barretti, 1348 nucleotides. NCBI's taxonomy places the organism in Eukaryota, Metazoa, Porifera, Demospongiae, Tetractinellida, Geodiidae. The record is from the annotation of a GenBank genome assembly.